Candoia aspera is the source of this 1220-nucleotide messenger RNA. It is a transcript of the gene PPP1R35, whose product is annotated as protein phosphatase 1 regulatory subunit 35. The transcript is spliced from 4 exons. NCBI's taxonomy places the organism in Eukaryota, Metazoa, Chordata, Lepidosauria, Squamata, Candoiidae. Gene Ontology annotation, molecular function: phosphatase binding. The coding region runs from base 271 to 1074 and encodes 267 amino acids. The record is from RefSeq and is a predicted model, not a curated record. Gene Ontology annotation, biological process: positive regulation of cilium assembly; positive regulation of centriole elongation; negative regulation of phosphatase activity. Gene Ontology annotation, cellular component: centriole.
GAAACGGGGGAUCGGCGGGUCCGAGGGAGAGGAAGGCGGUUCAGAGAGGGGAAAGUAAAAGGGGAGAUUGCUGGCCGAAAGCCAAGUGAAGGGGGAGACUGGAAACUGCCGGCGGCCGCGAAGGGCUCCUGGAAACCGCCCGCCCCGGGGAAAGCGACGCGGCCGGCUCCUUCCAGGCACGGUGGACUACAUCUUCCCUAAUCCGCGGCCAGCCCCCUGCUGCUGAGGGUAGCCCGGGUGCCAAAGGGCCGCUGCGCCCUCCCGCCCGCCAUGGCCGGCGCGCUCCCCCGAGAGAGCCUCCCUUGCGCGGCGCCCACCCCGCUGCCGCCGCCGCCGCCGCCGCCUUGCUGGAGCCCGGAGCCCGCGGUGGUGCUCACGCCGGAGCGGAGCGGCUCGGGGAGGCCGGGCGGCGGCAUCCUCCGGCGGGAGCAGCAGGAGAGGCCUGCCCGCAGACGCGUCCGCUUCAGGAUCGGUUCCAGGUGCGAGGAGCUGAAAGAGGAGCUCCCAGGGGUCGGCCUGCCCGGGCCAGCGGAGGAGCCCCGGGGCGUCGCUGGGAUGGUGAGGAGAGCACCCUGGGGGAGCCCUGCAGAAAACGGGCCCCCUCCUGCCCUCAACGCACUGGGCACUCCGGUCCCGCACGGCAGCCUAGCCCUGGGAGCAGAGGUCCAGGCUGCGCGGGAGCAGGCCUUCGAUGCCCGGCAGGCGGCAGAGGACCUGAUCCAGCACUCUUUCGUGGCACGGUGCGCGGUGGAAGCUCACGUCGGCGAGGGUCUGAACAUUCCCCGGGACCAGCAGCUCUACCAGGGCCUCAUAAGCCUGCAGGUGCCAGCAGAUGAGUUGCUAAGCUCCGCUGUGCAGGAGAAACUUGCGCUUGUCCAGCACCACCCUGGAGGCAGGAAGGAAGUGGCUGGCACAGGGCCUGACCUGAUGGCGUUUUACAGGCCAGAGCAGCUGUUCACAGAGACCCCAUUCCUGGAAGUGGAGGGGCUACCACCCCUGAAGCUUCAGGCACAGAGGCGGGACCCGGCCACCACGUUCCUGAUGUACCGGAAGCUGCAGCAGUGGGCAAGUUAAGGAUGGGUGGACACUGCGCACCGGGUCCUCUCGCUGGCCCAUCUUCUAGAGACACGGACUUGGGCCCCCUCGCCGGUGGCUGUUUAUUCAGAAGCAUCCUUCAACACCCCCCCCCCCAUUUUAUACAUAAACUAUAACUGCCACUG